AGCAAUGGGAAGAGGAUGUUAAAAACACCCUGCACCUCUCCCUACGAGGUGGAAGUGAGACCCGGGAAAAGGAGCUCGGAGCCUCCAUCCCAUUCCCCGGAAAGGAAACUAGGCUUAGGAAACAUACAGCCGACCCCGGACCUCGUCAGCCCGGCCCCUACUCUCACCUACCGCGACCCCUAUAUUGCUGUCUCCUCGGCCUGCGCCAGCGGCACCGCCUCCCAACUCCUGCCGAGCCAGCAGGAUGGCCCGGUCCCCUCAGCUGUGCCACGGGCCAGUCCCGGAUCCCCGCCCAGCGCCUCCUCCAGCUCGUACCGGACGAUGGCAUCCAUUUCCGAGCGCACUUUCAUUGCCAUCAAGCCUGAUGGAGUCCAGUGGGGACUAGUGGGAAAAAUCAUCACGAGAUUUGAACAGAAGGGUUUCAAAUUAGUGGCCAUGAAAUUCAUGCAUGCGUCUGAAGACCUUCUGAAAGAACACUACACUGAUUUGAAAGAUCGGCCAUUCUAUGCUGGUUUGAUUAAAUAUAUGCGCUCUGGACCUGUUGUAGCUAUGGUGUGGGAAGGUCUUAAUGUGGUUAAAACUGGCAGAGUAAUGCUGGGGGAAACUAAUCCAACAGACUCCAAACCUGGCACCAUCCGUGGUGACUUCUGUGUUCAAGUUGGCAGGACAAUGGCUUCUAAUAGCGAACGCACUUUCAUUGCCAUCAAGCCGGAUGGAGUCCAGAGGGGCCUGGUGGGAGAAAUCAUCAAACGGUUUGAACAGAAGGGCUUCCGCCUGGUGGCCAUGAAAUUCAUGCAUGCUUCCGAAAACCUUCUAAAACAACAUUACAUUGACCUGAAAGAUAGGCCAUUCUACCCUGGUUUAGUUAAAUACAUGAAUUCUGGACCUGUUGUGGCCAUGGUUUGGGAGGGUCUUAAUGUAGUUAAAACUGGCAGAGUUAUGCUGGGAGAGACUAAUCCUGCAGAUUCAAAGCCUGGUACAAUCCGUGGUGAUUUCUGCAUUCAAGUGGGAAGGAACAUCAUUCAUGGCAGUGACUCCGUAGAAAGUGCUCAGAAGGAGAUCCAGCUGUGGUUUCAGCCUGCAGAGCUUGUGGACUUCAAAUCUUGUGCUCAUGACUGGAUCUAUGAGUAAAAUGAUGUCUCUCUAAUUUAAUUGUGCCGCCUUAACACAGCAUCUCAUUCCAGCAGCUACUGAGCUGGGAGCAACUAUUAUGACAGUUACCUUUACAUAGUACUGUAAAGUUUAUUAAACAGAUUAUGGAAACUA
Messenger RNA from Chelonoidis abingdonii (Abingdon island giant tortoise), 1266 nucleotides. Lineage: Eukaryota; Metazoa; Chordata; Testudines; Testudinidae. The record is from RefSeq and is a predicted model, not a curated record.